CCCAACCGCUUCAGUCCUCUGGGUGCGUGCUACUGAUUGAAUUCCUUAAACAGAGCGCGACAGAAUAAGCAAAUUUUUACCCGCUCCAUCUUUUUGGCGCAGCAGCUGCAACUCACUUGAAAGGAAAAGAUGGCGGAGAUUAACCCCAACCAGCACCGCCUGAUCGUCCCCGAUGAAAGCCAACCCGCCGCCGUAGAACUGUCCGCUGAAGGAGCAAAGCGAGUGGCUUCGCUUGAUAUCUUUCGAGGGCUCACCGUGGCGUUGAUGGUUUUGGUUGAUGAUGCUGGAGGAGAAUGGCCUAUGAUAGGGCAUGCACCAUGGAAUGGUUGCAACUUGGCCGACUUUGUGAUGCCAUUCUUUCUCUUCAUUGUGGGAAUGGCCAUUCCUCUUGCUCUCAAGAGGGUACCAAACAAGACAAAAGCUGUCAAGAAGGUGAUUCUAAGAACUUUAAAGCUCCUCUUUUGGGGUCUUUUGCUACAAGGAGGGUACUCUCAUGCUCCAGACAAGCUGACCUAUGGGGUCGACAUGAAACGAAUAAGAUUAUGUGGCAUUCUGCAGAGAAUUGCCUUUGCUUAUUUGAUUGUGGCACUAGUUGAAAUCUUUACCAAAGACUCGAGAGCAAAUGAUAUGAAGGAUGAAUCUCCACCGGGAACAUUUUCCAUAUUUAGAUUAUAUUGUUGGCACUGGGUGGUGGCAGCAUGGAUUCUAAUUAUCUACUUAGCUGUACUUUAUGGCACUUAUGUCCCUGAUUGGCAGUUCACCAUUCAUAACAAAGAUAGCCCUGAUUAUGGCAAGGUUUUCACUGUUGCUUGUGGAGUACGCGGAAAAUUGGAUCCUCCUUGUAAUGCUGUUGGCUAUGUUGAUAGGACGAUCCUUGGAACUGAUCACAUGUAUGAACGUCCAGCUUGGAGGAGAUCUACGCCCUGCACUUCCAUUUCCCCAUACCAAGGGCCUCUACGUGAAGAUUCCCCAUCAUGGUGCCAUGGUCCCUUUGAACCUGAAGGGAUUCUGAGUUCCAUAUCAGCUGUUCUCUCUACUUUGAUUGGAGUUCAUUUCGGCCAUGUUCUCAUACUGUGGAAGAACCAUUCAAGCAGAUUGAAGCAGUGGAGUAGUUUGGGAGUUGCUCUUCUUGUUUUAGGACUAACCCUUCAUUUUACCCAUGCAAUUCCAUUGAACAAACAGCUAUACACUCUCAGCUAUGUCUGUGUCACGUCUGGAGCCGCGACAUUGGUCUUCUGUGCCUUCUAUGUUCUGGUUGAUGUAGUGAACGUGAAGCUAUUGUUUCUACCGUUGGAAUGGAUUGGCAGGAACGCGAUGUUUGUUUAUGUAAUGGCAGCUGCUGGCAUAUUUGCUGGGUUUAUCAAUGGAUGGUAUUACGAAGAUCCUCGGAAUACAAUGGUGUACUGGAUCAAGAAGCACGUUUUCGUUGGAGUGUGGCAGUCAGAGCGAGUAGGCAUUUUGCUGUAUGUUCUGUUCGCGGAGAUUCUGUUCUGGGCGGUUGUGGCUGGCAUUUUGGAUUACCAUGGGAUUUAUUGGAAGCUUUAAUGGUAUAAUCUAAAACCAUUUGUUUCCAUUAGAGCAUUGCACUGCUCAAUGUUGUUGCUGGGAAUGAGGAAUGGAAGUUCGAGUUGUGCCAAUCAGUCUCACAGUACACUCUGUAAAUUUAUCAUCUUUAAUUAUAACCUUUCUGGCUGAAAUCUUCUCUAACGUUUGACUCGCAAGUCAAAUGGAGUUGACUAAAUAAGUAAAACAGGU
Molecule: messenger RNA, 1755 nt
Organism: Linum trigynum
Lineage: Eukaryota; Viridiplantae; Streptophyta; Magnoliopsida; Malpighiales; Linaceae
Source: the annotation of a GenBank genome assembly